ACGUCAAGAAACAAAUGAACAAAAUCAUAUGGUUGGUUUCAAUUAUUUGGCAAGUCAUACAUUAUCCAACUCACAUCGAAGGUAGUGAAUAAAAUAUCAUGAUUAUAAAUGUUCUAUACUGAGAAAUCUAGAAAAUAAGCAAUAGUUGUAAACCUGGAAUCAUCCAAAUCGUGUUAAAUCAUAUUGGUUAAUACGUAAGAAUAAAAAAUAAUUGUUGUAAAACAUAGACACGAAUACUUUGACAAUCGCAAAUAGGUAUUAUUUAUUGUAAUAUGUAUUGAGAGUAUUGAAGAUCCUCCUGGGGAAGGACACGGGUGCAAACUAAUCGACAUUUGCAAGCCCAAUGCAAGAGUAUGGUGGGGGCGUGUCGAGCAAGUCGGGGGAGUAUCGGGACGGCGGGCCCGAUGGAGCGCGCGAGCGGGGCCUGCCCCACCAGGCCGAUGGCUUCCAGCCCCAGCAUCAAUAUGCCGUGAUGCAGCAAAAGAACUAUGGAUGUUCCAGCAAAGAUUUGUCCGACCAAAACAUGGCGACUUACUGCCGCGUGGCGACUGGGAUUUACGAAGCCACCGCGUCCAGCCAACAGUACCAGAACCCAAGAUAUAACAAUCCAUCGGCCCCGACUUUUAGUUCACCGCCUAAUUCCCCUCUCGUUGGCCUUGUUUUUGAUCCAUCUUCACCCAACUACAGCGGCCCUGGAAUGAUAGGAGACAGAACCGUCAGCGCUGAUAGACGAUCCCAAAGCUCGUGGUCCAUCUCCAAUCAAGAACCGAUCGGCACGGGAGCGAAGAAGAAAAUAGUGAAAAGUCAAGAUAAACGCAACGCAUAUAGUGCUGACCCUCGAUAUCAUGAGAGAUACAAGGACAACAGCACCGAAGUAGACCGUCAACGUAAGGACAGGAACUUGACUUCGGAAUCUACUUCUAGCCUCGACUUCUUUGUCGAAGGAGAGAGAAUGGUGUCGGAAUUGUGCAACAUACCCGACUCGCGGACUGAUUCCAACAAUCAAAAGCAAAAUCAAAAUCAGAAACCAACCAAUCAGGACGAAGACAAGAAUAAACCUUCCGUUUCCUCGGAAGUAUUGCUUACGGCACUUGACAAGAUUGUUAUACAUGAUCAAAUACCCAAUCAAAUCGUUCAACUGGCUGUGGAGGCUUGCACUGAUGCUGAAAAUAUUGCAAUCGCUCACCAUAACCGACCUUGUUUUAAGAAUAUACACUCAAUUUGUGCUAAAACUAGAUCCAACGUACAAAAGCCCGAUAGUGCAGUUGCUAAUCUGCAUUCACAAGGCAUACCAUGGGUAAUUAAAAACUUUAUUUUCUCUUUUGUAAGAAUUUUAGAUGGCUGGAAGGGUGUUAAAGAGCUGCUAAGUGAGAAACACGACACGUUUUCAAGAAUCGAAAAUAAAUAUUACAGUCCUAAUAUAAGAGAAUGCUUUGUACAAUGGCAGGCGGUGACCAAAGAAAUGUUGACUCAUAUUUAUAAAACAUUUAAAUGCCUUGAUCACGGCUUUACUAUGGAACAGAAAAGUUUUACUCAUAAUUAUUACGCCACCAAUUCGGCUGCGCCGAGGAAUCAAAAUCAGAACAAAUUUCAGCCAUCCAAACCGCACUCCAGCACUCCGCGGCCUGUCAAUGCUUCUCCGCAGCCAUUCAACGCAGUACAACCUCCUUGGGUACAGAACCAGAGUCAAGCAGCUUCUCAGAGCUUUAAUGAAGGUCCAUGGCCAGCACGAUCAGGAGUGGCGUACAAAAAGUAUCCUGUAGUACCGCCACCAAAUUCGCAUAAUUUCUACCCUUUAAGCGACCAAACUGAUAUGGACAGCUACCAGAAAGCGCAAUACAAAUGUGAUCCUUGCAGCGUCCGUGAAGCGAAGCCGCGCCAAUCGUGGACGAUCACUAAUGUUCCAGAUUUUCGCGCUCUUGAAGGUAUGUGUCACGCGGAACAGCGGGAAUUAUAUACCCAAUUGAAACAUAAGAUGGAUGCGGAGCUCGGCAAAGCUCCUGGACAACCGCUUUUGGGAAAUAUGCCCUGCGAUUUAUUGCAACGCAGAGACAUGGAACUGAAAGCAAAAAUGAUACCUUUAAGUCACGUGGAAAAAACAUUGAUACCGAGCAUGGCGGCAGCAGCCGAGAUGAGAGGCUGCUACGUACAGAAAAACAAUAGUUGUGGCGAUACAAAAGAAGAGGCCGAUUUUUUUGCGGCAUGGGGUCAGAUGGUCCAAAAAGAACCUAGCGAUUUUAUAACUCAUCACACUCACAACAUUCAAAUCCCAUCAAAUGUUGUGACGAUUUCAAACAAUAUCUCUGGCCCCGUACAAUUCAUCGAUCCAGAAAAUGAUGAGUUUCACGAAAUGUCAAAAGUUUAUAUGAAGCCCGGUAGCUACAAGGUGCCUAUAAAGCCUGCGGAUCCAAUAUCCCCCUUUGUACAAGGUGCCGCUCAAGACGUAGUAUACGAUAGCACUAUUGGUGAUGAUAUAGCUCUAAAAAUGAAAGUGCCGUUUCCACCAGUUACACUAGCACCGCAACCGAAGUACAAUCUUGAAUCAUGGCCCUGCUUGAUGUCCAGACGCACAGAUGAUAUCUUUGGAGAAGAUCAAAAGAUGUUACCCCGUCAUGGCAUUCCCUGCUUAGACAUAAGAGCAGCAGAUUCCCUAGACCUUUUAAGUUCAAUGACAUCGGAUCGUGCUUGGGAAGCGGCUAAACAGUCCGCACCAAAACUAAUGGAUUUCAUUCAUGAAGGAUCCAAAUCUGACACAGCCCGAUUAUAUGACGCGUUGGGUCUAAGUGCUACAGAUGAAUUCUCUGAAGACUUGAAGCAAGUCAAACUCAGCAUGGAGCACAGUGACGCGUGGUCCACCGGGCUGACUAACCAUUUCAUGUCUAAAGAUCUUACGAGUGUAUGGAAUCAACAAACAGUCAAAAAUGAUUAUAUUCUUACAAAGAAUCAAGACCAAUCGAUUUUUACUGAAGACGCAACUAAGUUGCUUGAUUCUGACUCGAAAUCUGUUGAACCAGACGAUCCGUUAGAAGUUCCUGAUUGUAGGAACGACGAAGAGAAAAAGGAAAAUACUCGUUGUCCUAACUUUGAUCAAUCUGGCAACUAUGUGCGUGAUGAGAAUCAGAAAAAAUCUGGUGGCAAACCAAAGGUUGCCGUGUCAGGAAUGUGGUAUCACCCUAAAAAGAAGAAGCCUUUGCCUGCUAACACAGUAAAGAAGUUUGAGACAAUACUUUCCAAUCUAUCUCAAAUCAAUGAAGCUGCUUUUAUUCAACACGACAUGGACAUAAAAGUGGCUCCUAGAUUCUAUGAAGUAGUAAAAUAUCCAAUGUGUCUCCAUGAUAUAUCGACUAAACUUAAGAACUCUUCCUACACUGAAUACGAUCAAGUCGUUCAAGAUUUUAGACGAAUUUUCAACAAUGUGCGACUUUACCUAAAGAGUUACCCAGAUCCGACAAUGAAGAAGAACGUCAACAAAAUUGCAAAUGACUUCGAGAAAAUGUUGAACGAAGAGUUUCAAGCUAAAUGGGAAGCGAAGUCAAAGUCCCAGGACGUGGUCGAACCUCAAGACAACGCUAACAAGAAGGAUGAGAAUGCUGCCGAUACCAACAGCACUGAAACCAAGACCGAGGACAAUAAAAAAAGCGAACCUAAAACGAGUGGAGAUGAUAAAAAGUGAAACGGCAAAAUGUAAAAUCAAUGUUUUGGAGAGGCUCUGAUAAAAAUCUUCCUGUUUCUAGGAACACUUUCGCCACUUAAAUUUUUCGAGUAUUAUUUUUUUGUUUAAACUUUUUUUUUAUUUAUAUAUUUAUUUGCUUCAACGACGAGGUCGUCCUCAGUAGUACUCACGUAAAAUAUACGAUCAUUUGUUUAGUACGAUUCUGAAACCGGUCGAUACUAUGAAUAGGUUUAAAAUAAGCAACCUCUAGUCAAAUAGAAAAUUAUUUUUUAAACAAAUGUCAGUGACGUUAUCAGAACUUAUAAUACAUAAGAUUAUCAAUUUAAUAUGUAAGUGCUUGCCAGUUUUUUCGAAUGGACUUUAUUAGCUUCCAAACGGGGCAAAACUUGAUUUGUUCUCUAUUGUUUCUCUCUUCUUCUUUCCUUGCACGAUUAGUUUGUAAUUUCGUUUUGUAUAUUUCGAUUUUCUUAUUUCUUCCAAUGAUUCCUUAUAUAAUAAUAAUCCGUAUUGAUUUUAUGUGCAGAAAAACAAAUUUAUGUUUUGAUGCGACGUCAGUUGUAAUUUAGUUUGUUUGUCCCACGAUGCCCAGACACACGAGCACUAAUGUCCAUAGCUGCAACCAACACGUCGAAUAGAUAUUAGUUCUUUUUUAUAUCUCUAUCUGUGAUGUAUGUUUAGGUAAAAGUUGAUAAUUUGAAUCGUUUUUCACGCUUAAUUACUAGUUGUACGAUUCUCUUGAACAUGUAAAUAGAAAGGAGUAGAUGUAUAAAAAAUUGAACUUAAAAGUUUAAGUUGUCUUGGAAACCCUGCGCCAUGCCAUUAAUGAAUAAUUGUACAUUAAUUUUUACAAAAAAAUGCGUUAAAUUAUUUCAGAAAAACAUGUGUAUCGAGUGGUGAGAAGUUCGAUACGCCAAUAAAUAAUAAUUAAUGAAUGAAACGUACGUUAUUUGAAAAGUAAGAAUAGGACUUCUUACUUGUCGAGUACUACAUCCAAAACAUUGUACUGUCUUUAUAUGUAUGUACGUGCAACAACAUUUUUUAUCUAAUUUGUUUCGUUUGGUGUUCCACAUUGGUAUUUAAAUAUUUUUUUAAAUAAUUUUUGAGUCCAUUUUACCUGCCAUAGAAAUAAGUGAAUUGCUUACGACGUCAACGUUGGCUGGUUAUGUUUCGGCGACUAGAACAGGUGGUUGAUUGAGAUUAAAUUCAAAAUUUCAAAUUUGACGACGUUCGAGUUAAUUUUAAGUAUUCAUUAAGUUGUGAUUUUAUUAUUUAACUUAUUUACCUAAAAUUAUGGCAAGGAACUCCUAUGAUAAUAAAAGAGUUAUUUUUUUAUUUGCCUGUUUAU
Messenger RNA from Helicoverpa armigera (cotton bollworm), 5018 nucleotides. It is a transcript of the gene Mtsh, whose product is annotated as mitoshell. The transcript is spliced from 6 exons. Lineage: Eukaryota; Metazoa; Arthropoda; Insecta; Lepidoptera; Noctuidae. Bases 344 to 3673 code for a protein of 1109 amino acids. The record is from RefSeq and is a predicted model, not a curated record. Gene Ontology annotation, molecular function: protein binding.